AGAUCGACGUACAAUCAAACACCAAUCUCAUUUAGGAGCACUUCCAAAACAAAACAAAAAAUGCGAAUUUCGAAUGGAGCCCUACUGUUUUCCACUCUUCAGUACGGAUAAGCGUGAGAUAAGCAUCAUGAGUUUAAAGACUUUUAGAGGUCGUUAAAAGGAACAACCGAAAUUCUCCUUUGAAGGGAUUUAGCCCCAGUGAAAGCCUUUGGAUCACAGCUGUCAAUCAACCACCAUGGCACCGCCCACUGGUGCGGCUCCGCCUAUAAAGAGCGCCCGUGAACUCGACGGAGUGUCAUUCAUACACCAAAGCUCAGGGAGUAAGGAUGCCUGCUUCUCCAACGGGGUUUGGAAACUUCUUCAUGGACAGGAACAUCAACAUGCCCGCUGGAUAUCAAUUAUUGGGCUGCCCGCCUGGAAUGCAACAGCUACCGCCACAUCUUGUGGGAAUGGCUGGGGUUCCCUUACCUUUCUCAGGAAUACCGGGGUACAGUUUCAUCCCUUAUCCUCAUCCGGGACACAUGGCACACAUUAGCAAUUCCUAUGACCUCAAGGCUGCAUCUCCGUAUCACCAAGCUCUCUUCGGACGUGGAGGACCCUAUUACACUCCAUAUCGUCCCAUGCCAGCUGAUGACCCGAGUAGGGUCACCAAAGUGGCCACUAGAGAGAGCACCAGCGCUUUGAAGGCCUGGCUCAGCGAGCACCUUAAAAACCCAUAUCCCACCAAAGGCGAGAAGAUCAUGCUCGCCAUCGUCACCAAGAUGAGCCUCACGCAGGUGUCGACGUGGUUCGCCAACGCCCGGCGCCGCCUCAAGAAAGAGAACCGGGUCAGCUGGGCCUCCAAAGGAAAGUCCGACGAGGAGGAUGAGGAAGAGGAGGGUGAGAGCGAAGAGGAGGGGUCUUUGAGGAAAGGCACGGAGGACGAAGAUGAAAUCGAUCCUCAAACGGUUGAUGAUGAUGAUGAUGAGGAGGAGGAGGAUGUCGCGGGGUCAAAGUCGGUCGAGGACCGUUUAGCGGAAGGACUUGAUCAGCAAAAGGAAAGUGACAAGUCUGACACGUCGUGUGAGAGCAAAAAAGAGGUGUGUAAACAAAACGUCGAUGUCCAGAAACCUAAAAUCUGGUCUCUCGCGGAAACCGCGACUUCAGAUAUCGUCAAGAAACCCAGCGAUCUGAAACAUCUUCACAGUCCAGACUUUGGGAAGUGGUGGGCUGGAUGGCCUUCAAGGGACUCCUACUCGCCUGUAAACCUCUCCACACAUGACCUGCCCAAACAAAGUCAAUGAAACUGUUCAUCCAAGAGACUAUAGACUGAAUUUUGCACUUUGAAAACCAUUGGGAACGUUUUGUUGUGGAAGUUUGCAUAGGCUACAAGAUUUAAUCCAAAGGAUGCGUAUUGUGUAAAUA
Messenger RNA from Sinocyclocheilus rhinocerous, 1404 nucleotides. RefSeq names its product iroquois-class homeodomain protein IRX-1-like. Bases 327 to 1283 code for a protein of 318 amino acids. Gene Ontology annotation, biological process: neuron differentiation; cell development; regulation of transcription by RNA polymerase II. NCBI's taxonomy places the organism in Eukaryota, Metazoa, Chordata, Actinopteri, Cypriniformes, Cyprinidae. The record is from RefSeq and is a predicted model, not a curated record. Gene Ontology annotation, cellular component: nucleus. Gene Ontology annotation, molecular function: RNA polymerase II cis-regulatory region sequence-specific DNA binding; DNA-binding transcription factor activity, RNA polymerase II-specific. The transcript is spliced from 2 exons.